Clonostachys byssicola is the source of this 267-nucleotide messenger RNA. The record is from the annotation of a GenBank genome assembly. Lineage: Eukaryota; Fungi; Ascomycota; Sordariomycetes; Hypocreales; Bionectriaceae.
AUGCAAGAGUCGAAGGACCUUGGAAAGAAGCUUACUGCUUUCCACCUGUUCAACAUGUUCCCGCAGGAGCUCCAAGAUGAGGUUUGGACAGCAGCCGUCUCCGCCACCACUGGUAAGCUGGCCGACGCCAAAGUAAGUGGCAUGGCAGCACGACUGGAGCGCGUUUGGAGAGCUUUCUUCCUCAAGCACCAGCGUCUCACAAUCAACCUCCAGAAAUGGGAGGCCUACGGCCGAGCCGGCGGGAGCUGUACACACAGCAAGGUCUAA